Messenger RNA from Danio aesculapii, 7128 nucleotides. RefSeq names its product thrombospondin type-1 domain-containing protein 4-like. Gene Ontology annotation, biological process: extracellular matrix organization. NCBI's taxonomy places the organism in Eukaryota, Metazoa, Chordata, Actinopteri, Cypriniformes, Danionidae. Gene Ontology annotation, cellular component: extracellular matrix. Bases 221 to 2803 code for a protein of 860 amino acids. The record is from RefSeq and is a predicted model, not a curated record. The transcript is spliced from 18 exons. Gene Ontology annotation, molecular function: metalloendopeptidase activity.
GUGAGUCCCUCAGCUCUUCACAGAUGCUCACUUGACGGAGAAACUAAUACUGGUGUAAAAACAGCGACUGAACGGCAUUAAUGAUGGAUAUUGCUGCUAAUGAGCGACGCGUGAACCGCUGGAUUAUUAAACGCGUUGGAUUGCGACGCGUCACGGUCCGUCCACACUUUCACCAUUAGAACAGCUGGAGCUCAACGGGUGCAUCUCUUCAGUCUUCAGUAUGAGAGCAGCUCUGAUCACCAGUGUCGCUGUGGUCUUGUGGCAGAUCUUUAUGUGCCAUCAAACACACAACCAGAGGACGGCGGGGUCUCGUGGUUCAGACGGCACGACGCUGAGCUGGUGGAGCUCCUGGGGUUUUUGGGGUGAAUGUUCACACUCCUGCGGUGGAGGUGUUCAGGGACAGACCCGAGUGUGUGUGCCGCGUAACACAUCAGCAGCGGCGGUGGCAGAAAACACACACACACAUGCACAGGAGCAUCAGGGACGAGGCAGUGGCAGCAGAUCUGGACGGAGGAAAGUGAACACGAGCCGCAUCAGUCCAGGGAUGUACGGAUACGGCAGGAUUUCAUUCGUCAGUCCAUUACAGAGAGACUCCAGCAGGACGUCCCGACACAAACACGCACGAUCGGCAUCAGUGUUUCCACAGCAGAGCUUCAGGACACACCGCAGAAACACACAGAGAAACACAGAAGAGCAGAAACCGCUGCUGAACACCUCCUGCCCUGGAGCCCCGGUACAGCGCAGGAUCUGCAACACCAUGGCGUGUCCAUCCUCCAGCAGACCCGUCAAAGAGCUCCAGUGCUCCUCCUUCAACACGCAGCUCUUCAUGGGCCGCCGAUACCAGUGGGAGCCCCUGCAUGACGUGUCCACCGAUGUGAGCUGUGAGCUGAACUGUCGUGCCGUCGGUUUCCGCUUUUACGUUCGUCAGGCGGAUCGAGUGGCUGACGGGACGUCCUGCGGCCCCAAACACACCGCUGUGUGUGUGGAUGGAAAGUGUCUGAGCGCAGGCUGCGAUGACCUCCUGGGCUCCGGGAAGGUUGCAGACCGCUGUGGAGUGUGUGGUGGUGAUAACAGUGCAUGUCAGCUUGUCUCCGGACUCUUCCAGCACAGCCUGUCCAAAGUGGGCUACCAUAAAAUCAUCGAGAUCCCACCCGGAGCCACCAAAAUCAACGUCACCGAGAUGCUGAAGAGCAGGAACUACCUGGCUCUGCUCAGCCGGUCUGGUCGGUCCAUCAUUAAUGGGAACUGGGCCAUUGACCGUCCAGGAAUGUAUGAGGGAGUGGGAACCAUGUUCACGUACCGGCGACCCAACGAGAUCAGCAGCACCGCAGGAGAGUCACUACUGGCCGACGGGCCCACCAAUGAAAUCCUGGACGUAUACAUGAUCUACCAGCAGCCCAAUCCAGGUGUUCGUUAUGAGUUCAUCAUGCCGUCAGAUAAUGCUGUUGAUGCUCAGCGGCCGAAAGACAAACACCUGCACUUAAGUGUGCUGAAGCCUGAGUCUGGCUCUGAUGUGAGCAGUCAGUCGACUCUGGACAGUCGAGAGGGGUCAGGGGUCAGAUUCAGUCCUGCUGUUCCUGAUAACCAUCUUCCAUCAGAGCGCAGCAGAGAGUAUAACUGGAAGCUGAGUGGCAGCAGCGACUGCAGCGCCUCCUGUGGCAGAGGCAGCAGGUUCUCAGUGUUCUCCUGUGUUCAUCGCGUCACACACACACACGUGCCGAAUGCUCUGUGUGACAGCAGCACCAAACCCAGCGCACAGGAGGAGCCCUGCAACCUGCAGCCCUGCCCCGCAUUCUGGGACAUCGGUGAGUGGUCUGAGUGCAGUAAGUCGUGUGGUCUGGGAAUGCAGCACCGGCAGGUUCUGUGUCGUCAGGUGUUUGCGAACCGCACUCUGAGCGUACACACCAGCCGCUGCACACACACCGAGCGUCCCGAAACCAGCAGCGCCUGCCAGAUCAAGAUCUGCAGCGAGUGGCACAUCCGCACCGACUGGAGUCCUUGCUCUGUGCCCUGUGGCGUGGGUCAGAGGUCGCGGGAGGUGCACUGCAUCAGUAAUGUUGGUGAUAUUGUGUCAGACGAGGAGUGCAACAUGAAGCUGCGGCCCAGUGAUGUGGAGAACUGUGAUGCUGGAGCCUGCAGCAGGAGCUGGUUCUACAGCGACUGGAGCACUCGGUGUUCCUCAGAGUGUGGGUCGGGUCUGCGCUCCCGCUCUGUCCUCUGUGUGAGCGGUCAGGUCAGUGUUCUCCCUCUGGACUCCUGUGGUUCUGAUCGGCCCUCAGACGUGCAGCCCUGCAGCUCGGGCCCCUGCGAGAGCCGCACAGAGUGGUUCACCAGCCCCUGGAGCCAGUGUUCGGCUGAGUGUGGCUCCGGCAGCCAGCAGAGGGCAGUGGUGUGUGUGUUGCGCACUGAAGGCAGUUUCUCUGUCACACCGGCGUACGAGUGCUCGUCUCUGGACAAACCUCUCGCUCAGCAGAGCUGCUUUAUCAAGGCCUGUGGAGCCCAGUGGCACUACACUGACUGGAGCACGUGCUCCAGGUCAUGUGAGUCUGGUUUUCGGCUGAGGGAGGUGCUCUGUCUGUCUGAUGAUAUGAAGCCCAGCGACGGCUGCAGCCAAUCACUGAAGCCGCAUCACAGGGAGGCGUGCCAUCCGGGGCCCUGCCUGGCUCUCAUUGAUGAGAAGUGUCGUGAUAAGUACUUCAACUGUAAUGUGGUGGUUCAGGCGCGUCUCUGCGUGUACGAUUACUAUCAGCAGGUGUGUUGUGCGUCCUGCACACGAGCGGCUCAGCGGAGAUCAGGACACUGAUGGAGAGACAGGUGCACGGACCCUGACCACACACACACACACACACACACUGGAUGAACACUGCGCUGAUUUAUUAGGACUUCAGCUGUCUGGAUCUCACACUAGCUACAGUUGAGGGCAAAAUUAUUCACCCCUGUGCAAUAUUUAUUCUUUUCCAAUAUUUCCCAGAUGAUGUUGAACAGAUUCAGGAAUUUCUCACAGUAUUUCUGAUAAUAUUAUUUCUUCUGGAGAAAGUCUGAUUUGUUUUAUUUCAGCUAGAAUAAAAGCAGUUCUUAAUAGUUUUAAACCCAUUUUAAGCUCAAUAUUAUUAGCCCCUUCAGCAAUAUUAGUGUUGGAUUGUCUCCAGAAUAAACCACUGUUAUACAAUGAGUUGCCUAAUUACCCUAACUUUACCCUAAUUACCCUAGUGAAGCCUUUAAAUGUCACUUUAAGCUGAAUACUAGUGUCUUGAAGAAUAUCUAGUCUAAUAUUAUUUACUGUCAUCAUGACAAAGAGAAAAUAAAUCAGUUAUUAGAGAUGAGUUAUUAAGUGAAGUUUAUUUAUAAGCUAAUUUGGAGAGGAUCACCUGCUUAUGAUUGAUCACAGCUGGUCCUGCAUUAUCUAAUUAAUGAUUGACCAAUCAGACGAUUCCUAAGCCACUCUCAGUCACUCUCAGUUCCAGAUCACAGCCAUCUUCAUUUUGAAGAAUCCCCCCUUCCACCCCUACUCCUCCUUCUUUCCUAGAUGGGUGGCACGGUGGCCCAGUGGUUAGCACUGUUGCCUCACAGCAAGAACGUCACUGGUUCUAGUCCUUACCAAGCCAGCCGACGUUUCUGUAUAGAGUUUACACGUUCUCCCCGUGCUCACGUGGAUUUCCCCCCGGGUUCCCCGGUUUCCUCCCACCCCAAAAACAUGCAACUUAAGUUAAUUGACUAAUCCAAAUCAGCACCAUACACAUGCUCCUAGUAAGUAGUUAUCUCGUAACAGCGAUCACUAUCUGUUUAUUAGCUACUACAGCAGGGGAGUUCUCCAGAACUACCUGUGCUCAAACUCCCCUCUCGCCUUGCAAACGUAAGGGAGCCCCAUGCUCGAGGAUCUUAUGAGCUCAGGGCUCUCUCCCGGGACAGCAUGCCUAACAAGCUUAUAAUCGAUCAUCAGCUCAGUGUGAACUCUUGAAAACUCUUAUGUGUAGAAAUGUGUUGAGAAAUCUUCUCUCCAUUAAACAGAAGCUGGGAGAAAACAUAUAAAAUAAUUCUAAUUUAACAGGAGGAUGAAUAAUUCUGACUUCAGCUCUGUGUUUCCAUCCACCGAUAAUUAUGCACACUUUGGACUAUCACAUAUUUAAAUGUUUAACAGGGCUUGAAAUUGUGACCGUUCUGGUCGUAUAUGUGUCCGAAAUUUUAUCUGUGCGACCUCAAAAUAUAUUUGGGAGCAUUUGUACGAGUGCAUAAAAUUGUUGUCGUUUUCACAGCAAAAUGUUCAGCGCAUUUAAGAGACAUUCACGCAUUAAACAUCUUUGAAACCUAAAAAUGCCAAACGCAGCGCUCAGGACUGCUUUAAAACCGUUCACAUGUCAACUUGCUGCGGUAAACAAAGCCUGUAAUGCUUGUCCCGCCUUCAAGCUCUUCUUAUUGGCCCACUGCGCUAGAACAGAACAAGAAUGGAUUAGUUAAUAUCAGAUGUUCAGAUGACAGGGAGGGAGCUACAGCUGCGAAAACGUAACGGUGUGGAUACGAGAGAAUGAAAACAACACUGACAGAUUUAGUUUUAGAAACCACCUAAAGUUACCGAUAAUGACACAUCUGAUUACUGAUCAUGUGCUGAAAGUUAAUCCAGCAUCUACACUUUUCUAAGAGUGGAUAAAAGACUUCCAUUGGCUAUGUCCGCUAUGAAAAUGACCAAAGCAUUCACUGUAAAGCUGGUGGGAUGGAGUUUUCAGGUAACUGUUUGCCACAUCUACACAGUUUAAGCAGGAGAUGUUCUAUUUAAUCCUACAUUUAAUCAUCACGAUGCUGUCAGUGGUGCGACUGACACCGCGUUCACCAUCUCUAAAGAGCAUGCAUUUACUGAGAUGAAACUAAUAUUGCAGCUCAUGAAAAGACCGUUAAUGCUAUGAAGAUGACGAAUGCAAAUCAUAAGUUAUAACAUUAAAUCAAUAUCAUCUCUGCAGUAUCAGACAGCACCCGAGAGAGCAGCACAGUUAUUAUUGAUAACUCAGUUCAUCUCAUUCACGUCCAGCAGUGUGUGCAGGGCCGCUGAGCGCAUGCAGAUGUUUGUUUAUGUGUUAGCUUUGAUUACUGUUGAUUUCAAAUGCACUAAAUCUGUUAAUAUAAAACGUGUAGGAACUGUGCUCAUACUUGUUGGUGGGUGCGACUGCAUUUUUGAAGUUAGGAGAACAGGUGCUACCUAGAAAAAAAGGUUAAUUUCAAGCCCUAUUUAACAGAUAUACUAAGAUGUGCACACAUUUAGAUAAUAUGCAUUAAUAAUGUGUGCGCACAGCUGAGUAGCAUUAGUCCCUUUAUUAAUCAGGGGCCGCCACAGCGGAAUGAACCACCAACUAUUCUAGCAUAUGUUUUACACAGCGGAUGUCCUUCCAACCGCAACCCAGGACUGGGAAACACCCAUACACACUCAUUCACACACACAAUCAUACACUACAGCCAAUUUAGUACAUUAGAACAUGCAAACUCCACACAGAUAUGCAAACUGACCCAGCUGGGCUCAGUGACCUUCUUGCAGGGUUGUUGCUAGAUCAGAUAUGGUUACGGCUGGAAGUUAACAAGAAUUAUUUAUAUUAUUUAUAAAAUGUCCCAUUUAUUACAGAUAUAUUCAGAUAUAUACAAUAUUCCCAUUUUAUUAACGUCCACCCCCACCCUAAACCCAAUCGCCACAGUAACAUAAAACAGUAGUUGUACCAAGUAUUAAGUAUGUUAUCUAUUAAAUUACCCAAUGAAUUGUAUAUUUUGAUGCAUUCCCCCACACUAACCCUAAACCCAUCCGUCACAGUACUGUAAAAAUAUGAAUUAUUGUUAUUCACCUUACUCUCCGCGUGUGAGCAGACGCAGCCAUUUGAAUCUUUUUAACUCGAGGCUUCCGCUUUCAUUCACUUCCAUUCAUUUUUAGACAUUAAAAACAGCUUGUUAUGCUGCUUAAUGGUGCAAACAGAUCUUUUCUUAUUGUAUUAUUCUACUUUUUAUGUAUUGUAAUGCAAACACUUGUUUGUAAAGUAGUUUGAUCGUUUUCUGCCGGUUGAAUCGGGAGUCCUAAAACAAUCGCAGAAACGAGCGCACUUCAGCAUUGUAGAAUAAGGUCAAUGCAGUGUCUUGUUAAAAAUAUGAGUAAGAAAGUUAAGCCAAGUCUAAACUGUUUUCGUUUUAUUAGAAGGUUUUCAACAUAUACUGCAGAAUUAUACGUGCACACAAUUAUAUUCUCUCACUUGACAUAUUGCAUUACAUCGUGGUCACAAGCCUCUUUAACUGCAUUGAAGCCUAUAGACUCAAUAUAUAAACAAGCAGUUCAAAUGAUGGACUUGAUGCCUAUGCGAUGGCAUCAUUGUGAAGUUUUAUGUAAACAUAACCUUUUUAGUUUUGAGUUUUAUUCAAUUUAAUGAUCUUAAAUUGGUUUUUAAAUGUUUAAAUAAUCAUGUACUAAUGCUGUUUUCUGAUCUAAUCAGUCAGCAUCAAACCUCUUACAGAGUCACACGAGCAACUGCUGAUGGUGACUGUCUAGUACCAAAGUGGAAGACCUCAUUUGGUCAAUCUGUCUUCUCUAAAGGGAGCCAAACUGUGGGAUGAUUUACCUGUUAGCUUAAAAUCAGAAAGAAAUCUAAAUAUUUUUAGUAGUGUUCUUAAAAAGAGGUUAAAAAGAGGCUCUCCCGUCUCACGCCUCCAAAAGCCACUGCGUUCAUUACGUUUGGUCUUCUGAGGCGCAGCUCAUUUAUUAGAGAACAAACACCAGUGGAGAAUCCCAACAGUGCAGCACACUCCACUCCUCUCAGUGAUAUCUGUGCAGGAGCAGCAGGAGCUGAGGAGCUGAUGCUCUUCUGUGUAUCACUGUAUGAAAACACCAGCCACAUUCACUAAUGUUUUAUGAGAUAUUACAGUUUUGCGCAUAAAUCUAAUUCUCAUCUUUGGAUGGAAACACAGCUAAUGUUCACGAUUCAUACUGACACGAUCGUAAAAUCAUCUCUGAAUUAUGCCAAAUAUAUCAGUCUGAUUCACUGCCACAAACAAGAUUCAUAUCUGCAAGCAGCUGAUUACUCUGAUUACUACUCAUUACACCAUGCAUAUUGUACAAAAUAAGAUUCACAGAUGCAACGCUGAAAUAAUAAAUGUGUUUGGACAUUU